UUUGGCAGCUAGUAUCAACAGAAAGAAAGAAACAUGAUUUGGAAGUUGAGUGACCACGAGAUGAUCUAUCAGAAGUUUUUUGGCGAAGAAAUGUCGGACACGGCAGAAUUUCCAAUGGAGGACAAAAUGUUACAGGAAGAAACAGAAUGUUCAUGCAGCUCAGAUUCUGGCAUGGAGGAAUGUGGAACAAGUCCGAUAUCAAAUGUUUCUUCGAACGGAACAACUUCACCAACAUCAUCAUAUGAAAUGGACCUUCCUAAAUCUUUCAUACCAUUCCGACCUCAAAUCAUAACACCUUCCGAAAGUUCAGCAUUUAGUAAGAUAAGUAAAUUAGCAAGUUCAACUCAACAUUCAGCAGCGUUUCCAACUAUACCCUUUGGUGCACCCCCUCCAUUUGGAUACUUUCCUGGCUUAUUCAUACCACCAUGGACAACUGAAACAACCGAUUACCAAUCUCACUUGGCACAUAGCAAAUCAAAUUUGUCUACUGAAGACCAAAAAGACAGUGAACUAACAACGAACGCGUUUACUGAAGUGAACACGUCCAUACCAUUUACAAAUUAUUUCCAGAACUUAACAAGGCUUUUUAAAAAGACUGAGAGUACAGAAACCCGACACGAAAACGACGAAGUUAACAAUGAACCCGGCGAAAUAACGCACAGAAACAAAUCGGACAGAUCAGAGUUAUACCCAGAAACAUUUUCUUCCAGCAGACAUUACACAGAAGAUUGCAAUAAAAAUGAAACAACAAAUAACACUAACAUUGCUCUUCCACCGGCACCAUUUUACCCGAAUGGACAAGUUUUAGCAAUGUCUCAUCUCCUCGGUUCUUCUCCGUAUUUACCAACACCAGCAACACAAGUUCCGCAAUUGUCACCAAACGCACAGAUGAUGCAGUAUUUCGGAGGUAUUCAGCCUCAUUCCGGUUUACUUCACCCAGCAUUACUACACAUGGCGGGACUUAGAAGCAGACGAAUCAAUGCAGAGAAACCUCCACCAAUCAAAAAGUACAAAUGUGAUGUAUGUGGAAAAGCAUUCUCAAGAAGCAAUACUUUAGUAACACACAAGAGAAUCCAUACAGGAGACAAACCAUUCAAGUGUGAAGUCUGUGGACGAGCGUUCAGACAACCGGGAAAUCUCACGAGACAUCGUCUGACGCAUACAACCGUAAAACCAUACGUCUGCCCUACAUGCAACAAAGCAUUCAACAGAGCAUCUAAUUUACAUACGCAUAUGCGCACUCAUACCAACUUCAAACCAUUUACCUGUCCGUAUUGUGGAAAAGGUUUUCACCAGAAGAUUGACAUGAAAAUUCAUUGCUACACUCAUACUGGUGAAAGACCACAUAGAUGCGAUAUCUGCGGUAAAGGGUUCACUUUAAUCAGCACCCUCAAUGCUCAUCGACGAAUACAUACAGAACAGAUGCCAGUAGCUGAAUAGAUUUCUGGGACCAAUUGUAAAUUAGUCCCAUAAGAUGCGGGUCCUCAACACUGCAUGGACUAUGGACUAUUGAUGCAUUAUUAAGAGUCAAAAACAUACAUAGCAUGGAAAACAGCGACCAGAUAAAAUGUUGUUUUCUUAAAGCUUUAUCAUGGACUAUUGGUGCAUUAUUAAGAGUAAAACAACAUACAUAGCAUGGAAAAAAGCGACCAGAUAAAAUAUUGUUUUCUUAAAGCUUUUUAUCAUGGACUAUUAUUGCAUUAUUCAGAGUAAAAAACCAUACAUAGUAUGGAAAAUAGCGACCAGAUAAAAUCUUGUUUUCUUAGAGAUUUGUGUACUAGAAGUAUAUUGCUCUGAAGAGACUAGUCAGCAUGAGAGAACUCAUUUAAUUAAAGGUGGUACCUAACACUACAGGGAGAUAACUCUGUAAAGUCAGCUAAACGUUUUAAUUACGUUGUAUUGUAAAGGGAAUAUUAAGCUUCUCACUGAUCAAAGUUGGCAUUUGUCAAACUACUAUAUAACCAGAGCAUUUUUUCUGACAAAACGGUUGGUUCAAAGUUUUUGAUAUUUUUAUAUUUUUGUUAAAGGUUCAAAGUAAAUGCAUUGUCAAAAUUUUAUGAAAAUUAAACGAGCCAAAUUAAUUUUAGUGAAAGUGUUGGGUACCACCUUAACAGCUAUGAAGUUGUAUCAUUCAUUAUUUAAUUAUGUACAUGUUGUUGUAAAAAAAGGAAAGAGUGAUCCUUAUCUUGAGAAUUAAUUUAUUCAGUAAAAAUUGUAUAAAAUAUGAAAUUCAUGGACAUAUUGUGACGUAAAAGUACAAAAUGAUAUAUGUACAGUCUUUCAUAUAAGUUAUAAGAAGUUGAUUAACUUCUUCACUUAGUGGAUAUUGGGCUCUCGUGUUUCAAACGUUAAUUUAAUACUUUUCAGCCUCAAAAACAAAUUACUGGUAGUAUUUAUUGUUAAGUUUUAUUUUUUUAAUUUUGUGUGCGUAAUUUAUGGUAUUGUGCAAUGUUAUUGUUAAGUUGU
Molecule: messenger RNA, 2466 nt
Organism: Mytilus trossulus (common blue mussel)
Lineage: Eukaryota; Metazoa; Mollusca; Bivalvia; Mytilida; Mytilidae
Product: zinc finger protein 160-like
Exons: 5
Coding region: 34-1440 (468 amino acids)
Biological process (GO): regulation of transcription by RNA polymerase II
Cellular component (GO): PcG protein complex; chromatin; transcription regulator complex
Molecular function (GO): RNA polymerase II cis-regulatory region sequence-specific DNA binding; DNA-binding transcription factor activity, RNA polymerase II-specific
Source: RefSeq, a predicted model, not a curated record